Molecule: messenger RNA, 468 nt
Organism: Sungouiella intermedia
Lineage: Eukaryota; Fungi; Ascomycota; Pichiomycetes; Serinales; Metschnikowiaceae
Source: the annotation of a GenBank genome assembly
AUGGACGACUGGAGAAGAAUCGACAUUGACGCCUUGGAGCCCGAAAACCACUUGCUGAAGCAGGAUUUGAUUCCUGACUUGCCUCCGGUGUCUCACGACGCAAUUGUGAGUGUUUCCAGAAACGUUAAGCAGGCAUUAUCCCUGGGACAAUUCUUACAGGCAUUACAAUCGGCAUUGGACACUCCGCCAUACGUGGCGGAAUCUGCCACCAAGGAUCUUCACGCUGAGACGGUUUUUGAGGUGCUUGUGUCCAUCAAGAACAACCACAACAUCAACGACUUUUCCAACUUUGUCAAACAGUUGGAUUCUGACCAACAAGAUACUUUGAUUAAAUACAUCUACAAAAUUAUGGGAACGACGUAUGGAGCCAAACAGGGUGCAUUGAUGUUGAGUUGGUUCGAAAAAACGGUAGAUGUCACUGGAAUGGGGCCAGUGGUAAGAUUUUACUGUGACCGGAGAACAGUGUAG